Messenger RNA from Lineus longissimus, 1279 nucleotides. RefSeq names its product U6 snRNA-associated Sm-like protein LSm7. Gene Ontology annotation, cellular component: spliceosomal tri-snRNP complex; U2-type prespliceosome; Lsm1-7-Pat1 complex. Gene Ontology annotation, biological process: nuclear-transcribed mRNA catabolic process; mRNA splicing, via spliceosome. The coding region runs from base 374 to 757 and encodes 127 amino acids. The record is from RefSeq and is a predicted model, not a curated record. Gene Ontology annotation, molecular function: RNA binding. NCBI's taxonomy places the organism in Eukaryota, Metazoa, Nemertea, Pilidiophora, Heteronemertea, Lineidae. The transcript has 3 exons.
AUCUGAGUGUUAGUGUUAAGGGUUGGGGCUAUGCUGCCUGGUUGGUUAGGUUUGGGUUAGGCUCACUCGGGCUCGGGCAGGCCUAAAUGUCUGCUAUCAGACUACCCAUGUGAAAUGUGCUGAGACUGGCGUAAAAAUGAACUAAAGUAUGGUACUUAAUCCAUCACUCAAAUGUCAUGCCUUUUUUGGGCACUGACAAGUGACAUGGCCUGAUCAGCGGGGAUUGUUAUUUUAGUAAACUGGGGAACAAGUUAUUGUUAACAAUCCCAAUUCAACUGAUCAUUAGGCUUUUACUAUGGUCUUCUAGAGAUAUGAGGAUUGAUAUAGGCCUACCGGUACCUACCUGGAUUCGAAAUGAGUCUGACUUUUUUAGAUGGUUUUGCUUGUGAGAACGUUUACUUUCUUUACAUUUCAGCAUCAGCAACAACGAGGUGAGCGUGAUCAGGGUCAAGGUGAUAAGGAGAAGAAGAAGAAAGAAACCAUCUUAGAUUUGUCCAAGUAUCUCGAUCGAGCAAUUCGGGUCAAAUUCAGUGGCGGACGCGAAGCUGCUGGCAUUCUAAAAGGUUAUGAUCCCCUCCUCAACCUUGUACUCGACAACACCACAGAAUAUUUACGAGAUCCAGAUGAUCCAUUCAAACUGACGGAAGAUACACGACCACUUGGACUUGUUGUGUGUCGAGGGACGUCUGUUGUUUUAAUAUGUCCAUCGGAGGGGAUGGAAAUGAUUGCAAAUCCUUUUGUGAGUCAGGAAGGAUGAGAAUGAGCUUAGCACGCCUGCUCUCUCGGACAUCGGUGACCAUUUUGUACAAACACGCCUAGCAAAGGCAAAAUUCAGAACUGAAAUUAUGAUUUAUGCAUUUCUACCUAAUUUCAUUGGUCAUUUUGAUGUGAAAAUGAGAUGAAUUUUGUGAUGUGCUGGGUAAAUAAAAGGUUGGUAACAAUAAUAUUGUUGUGCAGUUGGAACUGGAUGACUGGUGGACCAUUAGAGUACAAUACUGUAAAACUGCCCAGGAACUGUCACACUAUGGAUGGCAGCUCCACUUCUUAAUAUAAGUCCAGUUUGGGCACCUUGAUUGUCAUCACUUGUGAGUUUUCAGGACUGCAUCCCGAGUCAAGUUAAUGAAUUGUGUGUAAGGGCUACUGUAAAUCAGUCAGGAGUUGUUGCUACUUCUGAACAUCACAACUUCAAUGAAAUCAAAUGUUCCAUUUCACUUUCAAAGUCCCAACAACUCUUGCCUGAGAUUACAGUUUUUUCGUAAGUUUUGUAAUAAAAUCAUGU